Molecule: messenger RNA, 1659 nt
Organism: Cyphellophora attinorum
Lineage: Eukaryota; Fungi; Ascomycota; Eurotiomycetes; Chaetothyriales; Cyphellophoraceae
Exons: 7
Coding region: 1-1659 (552 amino acids)
Source: RefSeq, a predicted model, not a curated record
AUGCGGCACGAGCGGUUACGUGUAUUCACUACUUUCGUAACGUUUCUGUUCAUAUUCGGAUUUGCGCAUGCGCAAACCGAACCGCUCGAAUGGGCACCGUGCGCGGUCGACUGCAUCAACCAAGUGACUGCGCCCGUUGCGUCGGACUGCAAGAUGGCUUUCGUUGCUUUUGCAAUGACCAGCCUCUUUUCGAAGACGCCCAGGAUUGCUGUAUCGCAUAAUAUAACCUCCACGACAUGUCAGUUCCCCGAUCGCGACAUAGGCCCGUCCGGCACGGCAGUCACUUUCGUCUCGAUGGGAGUGUCGCUUGUCUUCGUUGGCAUGCAGUUGAUGGUGUUUGCGAGCACGCGCGCGUGGGGUUGGGACGAUAUAUUGAUUGCUGUUGGGACGGUCAUGAUGAUUGGCAAUGCGAUCUGCAAUCCUAUAGCACGAGGAUGGGGCUUCGGUAGAGAUGCAUGGCGGAUACCCUUCUCGCACACCGACAAGAUACUGGAGAUCUUCUACGCCGGCGGACUAGUCUACGUGACCGGCGUCGCAGUGACCAAGAUGGCCUUUCUGUGCUUCUACAUACGACUCUUUCCAACACCCGGACUGCGUCGGGUCGCCUUUCCGAUGCUCGCUCUUACUGGAAUCCAAGGCGUCAUUUUCCUAUUUCUCUUUGCAUUCCAGUGCAGUCCCGUCGCAUACACUUGGCUACAAUGGGACGGCGAAGCAGAGGGAUCAUGCCUUGGAUUUGAGGUUGGAGCCGCUAUUCAUGCCAUCGUCAACAUCAUUCUGGACUUCGCCAUCUUCGCCCUGCCGAUGUUCCAGCUGCGUACCUUGAACCUUUCGAAAAAGAAGCGCUGGCAAGUGCUGCUCAUGUUUGCUGUCGGAUUCUUGCAAGUUCUCCCUCUUGCUUGGCCUUGGCGUAACACUAGUCUCCGUAAUCCGCAUCCCCUCCCUCGUCGCAGUCGGCUCCUCCACAACCUCUCCCGCGACUACGUCGCCCUCGGCUACUGGUCCGACCUCGAACUCAACAUUGGCAUCGCCUGCUUCUGCAUGCCCGCCGCACGCGUCAUCUUGCGCCGCUACUUCCCCAACUGUGGCCUCGGCUCAACUGCCGCGACCGACGAGGGCUACUACGUCAAUACGAUUGGUGGCGGGCGACGGAAGGCUGGUGCGAGUGACUUUGGGCAGGUGGGGAGUAAUAGUGACGGGACGGGGCCAAUACAUAAGAAGACGAUCAGUAAGGGCAAGGUCGUGGAUGUGGUGAGUAGUGCGACGACAACGGGUGAGUGGAGUUAUGAGGUUGGGGAGGAUGGGAGGGUUGCGAGGUUGCCGAAGGGGCAUGUGAGUAGGCAUAGUGAGGCGACUACGGCUGUGGGGACAGUAGGUCGAGGGAGAGGGAACAGUGAGACGAGGAACUUCAGCAGGGGCGGGGUUGCUGGUGCGGGAGGCGCCGUGGGAAGUCAUAUGGUCAAUCAGUAUCAACACUCGUCAAGGUCGAGGGAGCCGAGAGGUGAGGAUGACACUGACUCGGAUGUCGAGUUAGUGCCGCUGGGUUUGCAGAGCGCUAUUGAGGGUGGUGCUGGCGUGCCUGGGGCUCGCAUGGACAACAGGGCGCCUUCCCGAGGCCUCAGUCUUGGUAAAGAUGGGAGAAUCGAGAGGUCUAUGGUCUAG